GCCAUAGCCCCGCCCACACACGGGGGAGCGGAUUACGCCAGAAUGAGUGCUUGCAGUCGCGUCUGUCUCCAGAGCAACAACUAUUUAACAAAAGAUUAUCACACUUAAUGCUUCCUUUGCAAGGUUCCAACUCUUUUGUGUUUUAUUUAGGUAAACUUUAAACUGAUGUGUGACAAUUGUCAGGUCCACGCGUCCGACGGGAGCAACUUCAAAUGUACUUUGAAAUAACGACGACGUCAUGUCAACACCUGAGGGGGAAAACGGUUUAAUCAAGACUUUCUGACGUAUUCAUGUCGUCCUGUAUAGAGGGUUCCCCGGCCAGUGUGGGAUGCUAAGAAACUGGUGGUGGGUUGAGGCUAAAGGAGCAUGGUGAAACACCAACCCUUACAGGUCUAUGAGAAGCAAGUGCUGAUUUCCUUUGUCACUGGCAUUUAUGGUUGUCGUUGGAAACGCUACCAGCGCUCCCAAGACGACAGCUCAAGGUGGGAGUGUUCCUGGUUUCUCAUCUUGUGUAGCUCCUUUCUCCUGCUUCUUUUUUGGGUUUACUUCUGGUUGGUGGCUCGAAAUGAUUUUGACGAGUUCAACUGGUCAGUGUACAACCGCUCGGGUGAAUGGAGGGAUGAGACCAUUCCCAUUCUGACAAUCACCACUGUGGGAUUCAGCUAUGUUUUUGUCUUGAUGAUCUUGGCAUUCUUCCACAUAUCCUUGGGACAACAACUUAAUCUCUACUGGCUCCACAAGAUCGGCGUGCUGGCAACGCUCCUUACUACUAUCUCUGGUGUUGUGUGUGUUGAUGACAUCUGGGUAGAUGAGUGGGACGUCCUGCUCGUGUCGCUGCAGUCCACAGCGCCAUUCCUUCACAUUGGUGCUCUCACAACAGUCACAGCUCUUAGCUGGCUGGUCGCUGGUUAUGUGGUCCGCAGAGAAAGAUCCAAUUUCCAGAUGAUGGUGUUAAUCACCUACAUCAUCAUCCUCGUCGCCCUUUAUUUGGCUCCGCUCUCAUUCUCCUGCCCCUGUGUCAUGGACAGUCACAGCCUCAGACCUCGCCCAGACGUCAUUGGUCGACGGGGAGCGCCGAUGCUGGCCCCAGAAAACACCCUGGUGUCCUUCAACAGAGCCCUACAACACGGCGCCAGCUCCCUGGAGGCCGACGUCACUCUUAGGUCAUUUAUCUACCGUUUCUGACAUUUUCAUCCGGAC
Messenger RNA from Hippocampus comes (tiger tail seahorse), 1200 nucleotides. Its product is annotated as glycerophosphodiester phosphodiesterase domain-containing protein 5-like. Lineage: Eukaryota; Metazoa; Chordata; Actinopteri; Syngnathiformes; Syngnathidae. Gene Ontology annotation, molecular function: glycerophosphodiester phosphodiesterase activity. The coding region runs from base 367 to 1185 and encodes 272 amino acids. Gene Ontology annotation, cellular component: plasma membrane. The transcript has 9 exons. Gene Ontology annotation, biological process: positive regulation of neuron differentiation; lipid metabolic process. The record is from RefSeq and is a predicted model, not a curated record.